AUGGCGUCUGAGUCGACUACUGGGGCCGUACUCAACGGCGAAAGGCCCCUAGGGUCCAACGAAGUACGAACUGCCCGUACUACUUACGAUAAGCGAGAUCUUCGAGUGGAUCGAUUGGAGGCAUUCUUGACUGUUCCCGUUGGCACCAUCAUCGCCUCAGACAUUGACCCUAAGGAUAUUCCGGCGGCUCACAUAGCGCGGAUUGACACUGAACUUGCGAGCAUCCUUCCUAAUCUUCCUUAA
This is a messenger RNA of Daldinia vernicosa, 243 nucleotides long. RefSeq lists its product as uncharacterized. The record is from RefSeq and is a predicted model, not a curated record. NCBI's taxonomy places the organism in Eukaryota, Fungi, Ascomycota, Sordariomycetes, Xylariales, Hypoxylaceae. The transcript is spliced from 2 exons. The coding region runs from base 1 to 243 and encodes 80 amino acids.